UAUAUCUGUUUUAAUGAUUUCGUUUUAUUAUUAUUUAAGGAUUAUAUUAUAUAAUAUUCUAAAAAUUUUGCUGUCUGGAGCUUUUGAAAUUUUUGAUUUAUAAUUUUAUAAAAUGGCUGGUGAAGUUAUUGUUGAUGCUCUUCCGUAUAUAGAUCAAGGAUAUGAUGAACCCGGCAUUCGUGAAGCAGCAAUGAGUAUGGUUGAAGAUGAAAAACGACGUUAUAGACCUUCAAAAAACUAUCUUGAACAUUUGCCUCAACUCAACAUUUCAGCAUUUGAAACUGAAAUGAUGCGCUCAGAAUUUGAUAGACUUCAGCAGCGUUUGCCAAUGGAAACAAUGAGCAUGAAACGUUAUGAACUACCACCUCCUCCUGCAGGAAAACUUACAGAUAUGUCAGCAUGGAAUGAAUGCUUAGAAAAUUCAAUGGCUCAACUUGAGCAUCAAGCUACAAGAAUAACUAAUUUAGAGUUAAUGACUGAAUUUGGUACAGAAGCAUGGAAAUCGUAUCUAGAAGUUCUAGUAAAAUGUGUUGCAGCAGCUCAAAAACAAGUUACUAAAUUAAGAAAACAGAUUCAAGAAGUUAAUUUUCAACGAAAAAAUGUACAAAUGCAAGUAGGAGAAAAAUUGAGAGAUUUAGAAGCUAAUUGGGUUGGAUUGGUGAGCAAAAACUAUGAAAUAGAAUUGGCAUGUGCCCAUCUAGAGAAACAAAUUAGAGCCCAUGAAAUUGCCAAUGCUAGUCAAAUAGAAACGAGUUAAAAAAAUUUAAGAUCAUGACAUUACUCAUACCAUGUAAUUAUGGUGAAUGAUGUGUAUAAACAAUAGUAAUUAAAUCAAUAUAUUUUUAAUUUUUA
Messenger RNA from Daktulosphaira vitifoliae (grape phylloxera), 852 nucleotides. It is a transcript of the gene BCAS2, whose product is annotated as pre-mRNA-splicing factor SPF27. Gene Ontology annotation, cellular component: precatalytic spliceosome; catalytic step 2 spliceosome; Prp19 complex. NCBI's taxonomy places the organism in Eukaryota, Metazoa, Arthropoda, Insecta, Hemiptera, Phylloxeridae. The transcript has 5 exons. The coding region runs from base 113 to 757 and encodes 214 amino acids. The record is from RefSeq and is a predicted model, not a curated record. Gene Ontology annotation, biological process: mRNA processing.